GCUUCUUCAGAGCUCCCGGAGCUCCGGGUGGCGGAGCAAGUAUUCGCUGCACGGACUCACCAAGGAUCCUGAGCUUGCUUAGGAGGGAUGGCCACGGUCCCCAAGAGCAACAUGGGACCUACCAAGGCGGUUCCCACCCCAUUUGGCUGCAUUGGCUGUAAGCUGCCAAAGCCGGACUACCCACCAGCGCUGAUCACCUUUAUGUUCUGCGCGAUGGUUGUCACCGUCAUCUUAGACCUGGUCGGCAACUCCAUGGUCAUUUUGGCUGUGAUUAAGAACAAGAAGCUCCGAAAUUCUGGCAACCUCUUCGUGGCCAGCCUCUCUGUGGCAGACAUGCUGGUGGCCAUCUACCCUUACCCUAUGAUGCUGUAUGCCAUGUCGGUUGGAGACUGGGAUCUGAGUCAGCUCCAGUGCCAGUUCGUCGGGUUCAUCUCUGGACUGAGUAUAGUCGGCUCCAUCUUCAACAUCACGGCCAUCGCCAUCAACCGCUACUGCUACAUCUGCCACAGCCUCCAAUACAAGCGGAUCUUCAGCCUGCGCAAUACCUGCAUCUACCUGGUCGUUACCUGGGUCAUGGCUAUCCUGGCUGUCGUGCCUAACAUGUACAUUUCCGGUGUUGAGUAUGAUCCUCGCACCUACUCCUGUAUCUUCAACUAUCUGAACAACCCCUCCUUCACUGUGACCAUUGUCUGCUUCCACUUCGUCCUCCCUCUCAUCAUAGUUACCUAUUGCUACACCAAAAUCUGGAUCAGAGUGCUGGAAGCCCGUGACCCAGCCAGACAGAAUCCUGAGAAUCAGUUUGCUGAGGUUCGAAAUUUUCUUACCAUGUUUGUGAUCUUCCUCCUUUUUGCAGUGUGCUGGUGCCCUGUCAAUGUGCUCACUGUGUUAGUGGCUGUCAGUCCAAAGGCUAUAGCAGGCAAGAUUCCCAACUGGCUUUACCUUGCAGCCUACGGUGUAGCCUACUUCAACAGCGGCCUCAAUGCUGUCAUCUAUGGUAUCCUUAAUGAGAAUUUCCGACGAGAAUACUGGACCAUCUUUCAUGCUUUGAGGCACCCUAUCCUGUUCACCUCUCAGCUCAUCGCUGAUAUUCGGGAGGCUCGGGAGACCCGAGCUCUCACUCGUGCCCGUGCCCGUGCCCGUGAUCAAGCCCGAGAGCAAGAGCGUGCCCGUGCCUGUCUUGCUGAGGAGGGAACCCCACGGAACAUCCGGAAUGUUCUACUGCCUGGUGAUGAGGCAGCAGCCCCCUCUGAUUCUGCCUCUGUCCACCCCAAGCCCCCAACCAGGUCUACUUCUAUCUACCGCAAACCUGCCUCUGUCCACCCCAAGUCUGCCUCUGUCUACCCUAAGCCAGUCUCCUCUGUCCAUUUCAAACCCAGCUCUGUCCAUUUCAAAGGGGACUCUAUCUAUUUCAAGGGAGACCCUGUCCAUUUCAGGGCUGCUUCCGAGCUUGCCACUAGUCACCCUACCUCUGCUGGCUCUUCCCCUAUCCAUCCUACAUCCACUGCGGGUUACAUUAAGCCUGGUACCAGCCACACUGCAACCACCACUGUUGACUAUCUCGAGCCUGCUACCACCAGCCGUUCUGCGCUCACUGCUGUUGACCUCCCUGAGGUCUCAGCCUCCCCUUGCUUUGAGAUGACCACUAUUGGCCACCUCAAACCUGCCUAUACUGCCUCCAGCUUUCCUUUUGUAUUCCCGGAGUCUGCGGCCACCUCUGCCUCUCCUCCCGACUCCACUGUAAUCCCCAUUCCCGCUGAUGAUUACCGUAAGGUUGUGCUUAUUGAUGAUGACUCUGACGAUUCCGAUUGUUCUGAUGAGGUGGCUGUGUGAAAAUGUUCUUUACAGUUCGCCCUGUUUGUGCAGUCCAGAGGGAGACACCUCCAUGGCACAGACACACCGCCUGACACACACAGACAUGAACCCGCAGACACAGUGGAAGUUCCAUCCACCUUUCAGGCAUCCUCCUCGUAGGCACCUGUACUCUUGAAAGCGUCUGUAUAUUCUUGCUGUCUUAGACAACAAAUUUCUAAGUGUGACGUCUGUGAUUCAGCCCUCAGUGAUCGCUGAACAAUCUGUUGCUUUGAUCCUCACUGACUCUUUCAGCCCCCACCCUUACCCCAUUCCUGAUUUCUUCUGCCUCCAGCUUUCUACUCCCAUUCCCAGGGGUGGGGGAGGAGUGCAUGAGCACUGGUCAAGGCCAUUUUGGUGGUCAGCUCUGUAAUGUGACUGUGACCUCACAGCUUUAUGGUGUAAGUGUGUAACUUUGUGUUGUAACUUUUUAGCAGUCAGAAGAGGGACUUAUGAUGAAGUUCAAACACUUGAAAGUUGGGUUUCAAGAUUUUCUUGACAAAAAAUGACCCCCAUCUGAAGAAGAGAAUUAGAUAAGUUCUUAUUAAAGUCUGUCAGAUCAAGUAGCAAAAAAAAAUGAUAUGUCAUACUAAGUUGAUCCUAGUUUAUGUAAAGUUAAGCUUUGGCGCUGGUUUUUAUGCAUUCAGUUGGAAAUGAUGAGAUGUUGAUAGCCCGUUUUUUGGUCAUUUGAAUUUUUCAAGCAUUGACCCGUACAUUCUUUUAUUUCCACAGAAAUAGAUCCAUGUGCAAGUCAUUUUUUAUAGUUGGUAACCUUAAGUGGCAAUUAUAGUUAUGUUUGUAAUAUUAGAAUUCAUAAAUCACUCUUUUAAACACUUCAGUGUUUUGACACCAUCAGGCUCUACGUCUUUGCUUUUCCUUCAGAGCUUGAGGCGCCACCUGAAAGCGCAAAGCAAAUGAAGUAUUAAAAAGCUUUGUUUUUGUGACCCCUGGCUUGGGGAUAGGGGCCAAGGAGGAAAAACUGCCAGCACCAAUAAAUCUGUGAAGUAGUCAGUCUCUUGUUAGUUCUGAAAGUGAUUUUCCUGUAAGACCCAAGAAGAAACUGCCAUUUAAAGAAAUUUCAAUUGCUGAUUCAAAUUGACACUGUAAUCAAAGUUUGCUGUAUACAAACUUAUAAGAUGAAAGCAAAAUGUAUUAUACUGUCUUAAUUCUGUUCUGCAUUUGUAGUA
Messenger RNA from Alexandromys fortis (reed vole), 3035 nucleotides. RefSeq names its product G protein-coupled receptor 50 (gene Gpr50). The record is from RefSeq and is a predicted model, not a curated record. Gene Ontology annotation, cellular component: plasma membrane. Lineage: Eukaryota; Metazoa; Chordata; Mammalia; Rodentia; Cricetidae. Gene Ontology annotation, biological process: G protein-coupled receptor signaling pathway. Bases 88 to 1830 code for a protein of 580 amino acids. Gene Ontology annotation, molecular function: melatonin receptor activity. The transcript has 2 exons.